AUGAAGCUUCUGAAUGCUGCUGUAUUCUUUAUUCUUGUGCCCACUUUGGUGCCAGCUUUGGACCCUCUCAGCACUUCAAUCCUGAUGGGCGGUGCUGCUGUGGCUUGGCAGCUCCUCUCCCCUCACUCCUGGCUCAAGUGCAGUCUCCUGGAGUGCUGCAAUAUGAAGAACACGCUGAACUUAUCAGUGAUAAAGGUGGAUUUGGAGUGGAAAGUCUUUGGCCAGCAUCUUGCUAUCCAGAUAGUUCUGAGAGCUCUCAGAGCAAAUAUCCACUCCAACCGGCCCCGGAAGCCCCUGGUGAUGUCCUUCCAUGGCUGGACUGGAACAGGCAAAUUGUUUGUCAGUAGUAUCAUUGCAGAGAACCUCUAUCAGCUUAAUAUACCAAGGAGGAGGUUUGUGCACCACUUCAGCGCAGUACUGCAUUUCCCGCACCUUUCACACAUCCAUCUCUAUAAGGAGCGGCUACAGAAUUGGAUUCGGGGCAAUGUCAGUGCCUGUCCAAGGUCCCUUUUUAUCUUCUCUGAAAUGGAUCAGAUGCCACAUGGCCUGAUAGACUCUAUAAUGCCAUUCCUUGGCUACCGUGAAGAGAUCGACGGUGUUUAUUAUGGCAAGGCGAUCUUCCUCUUUCUGAACAAUGCAGGCGGAGAUAAGAUAACAGAGAUCGCUCUUGAUUACUGGAGAAGGCUAAGAGAAGACAUCCCUGUGAAGAACCUUCAGUCUCUGCUCUCAGAGGAAAUUUUCAGGAACAGAAACAGUGGUUUCUUUCACAGUCAACUGAUCCAGAAGAACCUGAUCGACUACUUCAUCCCUUUCCUUCCUCUCGAAUACAAACAUGUGAGAGAGUGUGUCCGGGAGGAGCUGCGUGUGCAAGGGCAUUCCGAGGACGAAGACCUCAUUGCAGAGAUUGCCUCGGCAAUGACCGACUACCCUAGUGAAGAAAGACACUACUCCAGCAAAGGCUGCAAGACCGUAGCCUCCAGAGUGACUCUGACCACCUAG
Messenger RNA from Balearica regulorum gibbericeps (East African grey crowned-crane), 999 nucleotides. RefSeq names its product torsin-1A-like. Gene Ontology annotation, molecular function: kinesin binding; ATP hydrolysis activity; ATP binding. Lineage: Eukaryota; Metazoa; Chordata; Aves; Gruiformes; Gruidae. Gene Ontology annotation, cellular component: nuclear envelope; endoplasmic reticulum lumen. The record is from RefSeq and is a predicted model, not a curated record. Gene Ontology annotation, biological process: nuclear membrane organization; protein localization to nucleus.